CUGUGACCUCCUCAGGCUUUGAAAGAUGAAGAAACAAAGAUGGCAGCAUCUCAGGUCUUCAGGGAAAUGCAAGUGUAAGUGUCAUUCAGCAGAGCUGCACUUGGUGGCUGAACACGGUGAAAACGAAGUGAUGGCGACUCUUUCAUUUCUGCUCACUCUCAUUUUCCUCUUCACAUCAACAGCAGGUGCACAGCAGCUGGGACAUAAGGCGAUAUGGGUCCGGCCAGGUGAAAUGGCGGCGCUGCAUUGCCCUUGUGACUUUAAUCAUAAUGGUGAUGCCACACACGUCUGGACCAGUCUUACCAAGCGGGAGAUGGAUCUGACCAACGUGUCCUCUGCUGAGCAGAUGGGCGUGCUGGUUCUCGGUAUGAGCCUCGUUAUUCUCCGUGCAUCUGGAAAUCAUCAGGGGAACUACUCGUGCUCUCUGGGGAAUUCCAGCUGCCAGUCCUGGUUCACAGUGACAGUGAGCACAGCACAGCCCAGAGGUCAUAGCCAGAAAUGUAACGCACAACAGUCCUGCAUACUGAAAUGCCCUGAUGAAAACAGUCCCAGAGCAAAUAUGACCAGCAACGGCAUCAAAUGGCACAAGGAGGGUGAGUCAUCGCUAAAAGACGUUAACUUUCCAAGUGUGGGAAAGAACCAGAGUGGUGUUUACACCUGUACCAGAUCUUUCCUGUACAAAAGUCAUGUGUACAAUAUGACCUCUACAUUUGAACUUCAUGUCGAACCAACGAAAAAGAUGAAAACCGCAGUGAUCACUUCCCCGCGCCAUGAGGAUGUAUUUUAUGUAGAUUUGGGCUCAACAAAGGUGAUAGAUUGUGAAGCUGUGACCUCCUUAGACUUUGAUGAUUUGUUCUGGUUGAAUGAGAAAUCGUCAAAUACCAAACGGGUUAAUAAUGGUGAACAAAUAAAGAUGACAGCAUCUCUGGUCUUCGGAAAAGUGUCGGACGAGGAUCUUUCAAAAAAUUACACCUGUAAACUGCAAUCUGCGUACCAGAGCUCAAGCAUCGUCACCAUUACUCUCAGAAAAGCUCCCCGUUCUUACACGCCACUGACUCUCAGCACUGUGGGCCUCAUGGUCGUGAUGAUGUUGACGGUAUUCGUCUGCGUGAUGUUUAAAAUUGAAAUCACUCUUUUCUUAAGAGACACUCUUGGCUGCCAUAGACGUACCUCAGAUGGAAAAUGCUACGAUGCUUUCAUGAUGUGUUAUAAGAGCGACGCGGAUGUAGGACUAAACGCUCAGGACAGAAAAUGGCUGGAGAGUGUUUUGGAGGAGAGGUUUGGUUACAGUCUCUGUCUUUAUGAUCGUGACGUCUUACCAGGGAAACCUGUAGCGGAGGCCGUGAUUGAAUGCAUAGAGGAGAGCCGGACGGUGGUUCUGGUUCCCACCUCUCCAGAUCCUGGUCUGGGGUCCGGCCUGCUGACUGCCAUCCAUGCUUCUCUUGUGGAGCGGCAGACUCGCUUGAUUUUCAUCUCAACUGAGACAACAAAAGGGUCGAUGCCAGGUUCCCUACCUGAGGCCCUGCAACUUCUCAAUGAGGCUGGAGACUGCGUCACCUGGAAGGGCCCUAGCUCCAUGUCGUUGUCGUCCUCCUUCUGGAAACAGCUACGCUAUUAUUUACCUCCCUGCCGGCCUAAAGUCAAGUGUCUACCACUGAAAAUCUAG
Paralichthys olivaceus (Japanese flounder) is the source of this 1666-nucleotide messenger RNA. Lineage: Eukaryota; Metazoa; Chordata; Actinopteri; Pleuronectiformes; Paralichthyidae. The record is from RefSeq and is a predicted model, not a curated record.